AGAGAGAACGGACAACGGAACCUAACCUCGAUUUAUUAUUAAAGUCCGACACUUCUAUUUCUAUAUUUUCCGUGGGAGAACCCAGAAGAGAGAACAAUGAACAGAACAAAGAAACUGGUGUGCUCGAUUUCCACCAUUCUAAGGCAUGCCCGUUCUUCGAAUUCGCUGCGUGAUCGCUUCUCCGCACGGAGCUCGAAGACCCACUUGAGUUGGGAAUCCACUUUCACGACGUCAUCUCUGGAAAACGUUUCGCGGAUUCCGGGGAAAGAUUCUCGCUUGGGACUCCGACUUUCCGGCAGAAUAUUCUGCUCGGAAUCUCUCGAAACGAAGAACCCUAGGUGCUGGAACUGUGGUUUCUCACCGGAAGGGUUGCCCUUUUUGUUCUGUGAAUCUUGCCGUAGUGUUCAGCCUGUCGACGAUUCCGUCGAUUACUUUCAGAUUUUUGGACUAGAGAAGAAGUAUGAUAUAGAUGUUGGAAGCCUUGAAAGGAAGUACAAAGACUGGCAAAAGAAGCUGCAUCCCGAUUUAGUCCACAAUAAAUCCGAGAAAGAGAGAGAUUACGCAGCCGAACAGUCUGGAAAGGUGACUGAAGCAUACCGGACUCUAACCAAGCCACUUUCAAGAGCAACCUAUAUAAUGAGGUUGCAUGGAAUAUAUAUUGACGAAGAAGAAAGAAUUUUUGAUCCACAGUUUUUAAUGGAGAUUAUGGAGCUAAGAGAAGCCAUUGCCGAAGCAAGUGAUUCGAAAGCCUUAAACGUGAUCCGAUUGCAGAUACAAGAGAAACUGAAGCACUGGUCCGGGUCUUUUGUCAAAGCAUUUGAAAGCCAAAAGUUCGAUGAAGCUGCUACAUGCAUACAGAGAAUGACUUAUUACGAGCGAGCCUGUGAAGAAAUCGUGAAGAAGAUAUGAGAUGGAUGAGUCGUUUUCUUCAUUAAUACAUGAGCUGUUUGAUCUUUUUGCCAAAAUUCAUUACUUCAUGGCUGCAGGAGUAACCGUGAGCACUCUUACCAGUGGUGUAGUCCCUCACCUUCACGUUUCAAACUUUACUUACAUGAAGCUUCCUAUUUUCGGCAUAUUUAAUUGAUAGAAGGAGAUAGAUAUAGAGGGUGUAGCAAACUGUGAACAACAGUUGUAUAUCACUCUGAUUUAUUGAGAUUUACUUUUAAGAUACAUAAUCUGCAUUUA
Tarenaya hassleriana is the source of this 1185-nucleotide messenger RNA. RefSeq names its product iron-sulfur cluster co-chaperone protein HscB, mitochondrial. Bases 97 to 909 code for a protein of 270 amino acids. Gene Ontology annotation, molecular function: protein-folding chaperone binding; ATPase activator activity. The transcript has 6 exons. Gene Ontology annotation, biological process: [2Fe-2S] cluster assembly; protein complex oligomerization. The record is from RefSeq and is a predicted model, not a curated record. NCBI's taxonomy places the organism in Eukaryota, Viridiplantae, Streptophyta, Magnoliopsida, Brassicales, Cleomaceae.